Molecule: messenger RNA, 1083 nt
Organism: Oppia nitens
Lineage: Eukaryota; Metazoa; Arthropoda; Arachnida; Sarcoptiformes; Oppiidae
Exons: 2
Coding region: 10-1044 (344 amino acids)
Source: RefSeq, a predicted model, not a curated record
UCAAAUGCAAUGAACCGUCGAUUAUGUGAUAAAAUAAUUGCCACAAAAAGAGGUGUCAUAUUAUCGGCAUCUAUGGCCACUACCGUCUCGACGGCUAUCGGUUGUCAUCAACACCAACAACAAGUAAUUUACAGCAGAAAUAUCUGCCGAUUCUGGCCAUUAUCGAUGGCCACGACUAACAUGUCGUCGAGGAUGUUCAGUACGACAACUGUCCACAGGUCGACAACCCAGGAUGUCGGCGGCUUUCGUACUAAUUACGAGAUACUCGGUAUUACACCCAAUGCUACCGAAAAAGAGAUCAAAAGUGCCUACUAUUCACUCACAAAGACAUGUCAUCCGGAUGUCAACGAAUCAGCCGAAGCUAAACGACAGUUCCAGUCGGUUGGUGAGGCCUACGAAGUAUUAUCCAAUGGGGAUAAACGUCGGGCCUAUGACCAGUCGAUUGGCAAUACAUAUCGCUAUCGUCAUCUACGACAACACAAUCAGCGAUCGGAUAUACAGACUACUGGUCAAACAAAUCAACAGAAUCUCGAUAACUAUCGUGAAAACAAGUUUACCGAUAAUGAAACGGUCGGCAAUCGGCUAAACUAUGCACAGUUGUUACGCAAUAGACGCCGACAGCAGACCGUACGGAUGGAAAACAUCUAUAAAUCAAGUGAUGAUCUUAACAGUGGUGGUCGCGACCGCUGGACAUAUGAAGAUCCACUGAAACACGAUCCGAAAUACUAUUACGACGAAAUAUUUACCGAAAAACAUAGCACGAAAUACGCCGAUGAAGUGGACAAACAGGCCCGAGAGAUGGCCGAAAAAGAGGAAAAACAUAAUCUGGAAACUGGCGGUAUUUUGGCAUUGGUGGCCACUGUAAUGUUGUUGCUGGUCAUUGUGCCCGAACUAAUUGAGGCCAAUACGUCUAUAACUGAGUCGCCGCCGCCGCCGAAGCUGUCACGGGUACUACACUUGAGUCCAUAUGCGGGACACAACAACAACAACAAUAUUAGUAGUAAUAAUAGUAAUAACCGAUCUAUUAAUAGUGACAAUACAUAAUAAUAAUAAUAAUAAUUACCCGACACUGUAAUAUAGUUA